AUGUCAGAUUCAGAUCGAGUCGCCAACCUUGGCGAGGAGAGGAAACGAAUGUGCACCGUUGCCCAUGGUCACCAUGACCACCCUCCGAGCGAUGGCAGCACACUCAACGAGGACAUCACGCCUCGCAUCACCGUCAAGACAUUUUUGGCCGUACUAGCUCAAGGCCAAACAAUCGCGGGUCACUUCAAUGACCGCGAACGCGUGUCAUGGUUCUCUGCCACCAUUACCAUCCUCACCGUCGUUCUGGGACCGCCCAUAUCCCAGGCCACAGACUACUGGGGCCGCAAAUGGUUCCUGGUCGUUCUCACGCUCGCCGGAGGCGUGGGCAGCGUCAUCGUGGCGACAGCCACGAGCAUGAACAUGUGUAUUGCUGGCUUCUGCGUCAUUGGCAUUGCCUUUGGGGCGCAGCCACUGCUGCACGCCAUCACCUCGGAGGUUCUGCCCAGGCGAUGGAGAGGCCAUGGACAAGCCGCGAACAUGGUGUCCAACGCGCUGGGCAGCAUCACCGGACUACUGGUGGGAGGUGCCCUGAACCGCACAAACGACAUAGCAAAGGACGGGUUCAGGGCGUACUUUUACAUGGCGACGGGCUGGUACGUCGCCGCCGCUGUCCUCUGCAUCGUCGCGUACAACCCGCCCCCGACAGAGAAGCAGCGCGAGUUCAGGGGGCGGACCCUCGACAAGCUGCGGAAGCUCGACUGGAUCGGCUACUUUCUCCUCGCGGCCGGCCUGAUCCUCUUCUGCCUGGGCCUGUCGUGGUCAAAGGCACCCUACCCCUGGAGCGACCCUCACGUGUCUGCUACGUUCUGCGUCGGACUCUUGCUCGCGCUGCUCCUCGUGGUGUACGCCAUCUGGAUCAAGAAGGACGGCAUGUUCCACCAUGGUCUGUUCACGGGCAACCGCAACUUCUCCAUCGCCUUGUUCUGCGUGUUUGCCGAGGGCGUGGCCUUUUUUGCGGCGAACACGUAUUUUGCCUUUCAGGUCAGUGUCUUGUACGAAAAGGACGCUCUCCUGGUGGGCGCACGGUACUCCAUCAUGCUCAUCGCGUCCAUGGUCGGCGCCGCCUCAACGGGGCUAUACUGCGCAAAGACGAGGAGAGUUCGCUGGGUCACCGUGCUGGCAUUCGCCAUCUUUGUCGCCUUCUUCGCCUGCAUGGCCUCCACCAACCGCCAUACCGAUGCGCCUGUCUGGGGCUAUCCUGUCCUCUUGGGCUUGGCGCUUGGUAUGACGCUCACGACGCUGAUCACCGUCGGUCAGCUCUCCACGCCGCCUGAGCUCAUUGCCACUGCGAGUGGUCUGAUCAUCAGCGUGCGGUCUCUGGGCGGCACGAUUGGCAUCGCCAUCUACAACGCCCUCUUCCAGGACCAGAUGCGACACCAGCCUCGGAACAUUGGGACUGCGGCUGUGGCGACAGGAUUGGAACCGGAAUACGUCCCCGACUUCAUCACGGCACUGACCGCCCACAACCGUACCGCGCUAGACGCCGUGUCCACCAUCACUGACAAGAUCAUUGAUGUGGGCAACGUUGCGUACCUAGACACGUACGUCGUGGCCUUUCGCCAUGUCUGGGUCACAGGGGGUGCAUUUGUCGUGCUAGCACUGGUGGCGUCCAUCUGGCUGUACGAUCCGGAAAAGGAGUUUAACAACGCGGUCGAUGCGAGUCUGGAGAGACGCGAUGUGUUGAUUGCCUCUGAGAAGUGA
Messenger RNA from Emericellopsis cladophorae, 1701 nucleotides. RefSeq names its product siderophore iron transporter. The record is from RefSeq and is a predicted model, not a curated record. The transcript is spliced from 2 exons. Gene Ontology annotation, molecular function: transmembrane transporter activity. NCBI's taxonomy places the organism in Eukaryota, Fungi, Ascomycota, Sordariomycetes, Hypocreales, Bionectriaceae. Bases 1 to 1701 code for a protein of 566 amino acids. Gene Ontology annotation, biological process: transmembrane transport.